This is a messenger RNA of Symbiodinium necroappetens, 654 nucleotides long. NCBI's taxonomy places the organism in Eukaryota, Dinophyceae, Suessiales, Symbiodiniaceae. The record is from the annotation of a GenBank genome assembly.
AUGAGCCAGGACAGUGACACAGCAGGUGACUUGCAGCAACAUUUGGAUGAGACAUUAGCCAGGAUCGAAAGCGAUGUGACUUGCGUUGUGGUGCGGAGUAUCCGCGACUGCAACUUUUCCGUGAGCAUUGCUGAUCCUGCACAGCCCGACUGCCCGCUCAUCUCCGUCUCAGAGGGAUUUUGCGAGCUGACGGGCUAUGACCGCGAGACCAUUCUUGGGCAGAAUUGCCGUUUUUUGAACGACGGUUGUGACAUCCAGCCCUCCGACCGGCAAGGUCUCCGUGUCUCUGCAAAGACCGGCAAGCAUUUCUGCGGAGUGCUGAAGAAUCUCAAGGCGGAUGGUACGCCAUUUCUGAACCUGCUGGACAUGCGUGGCCUGUCGGUCGGCAGAACGAAAGAUGGUGAGGAGCGCUUCUUCAUCGUCGGCAUUCAGGCAGAUGUGAGCGAACAGGGAUCCGAGGAGUUACCUCUGGAGCACAAGACGCAGAUGCAGUACAUCGCCACACUCGUCCGUGAUGAGCUGUCUUCCGGCCUACAGCAAGAAGCCAUCGUGACCGCAAGCGCUGGAGACGAUGUUUCAAGUGACAUCACCCCAUACGAGGAGCCCAGGUGGAUAGUAGGAGAGGUCUUCGAAACGCAUGCUCUCGGUGGCUAG